This is a messenger RNA of Chironomus riparius, 1056 nucleotides long. Lineage: Eukaryota; Metazoa; Arthropoda; Insecta; Diptera; Chironomidae. The record is from the annotation of a GenBank genome assembly.
GCUUUAUUCAAAAGGAUUGAAAUUAAAAUAAUUAAAAUGAAAUUUUUACUUUUUCAAGUCACGUUGUUUUGUUCAUUAGUGGCAUUAAAUGCAAACCCAAUUGAAGUUGAGCAAGAAUAUGGUGAUAAGUUCCAGGGUGAUAUAGUCUUAACACCAGAACAAGAAGUUGAAACAACUCAUGUAGGCAGAGUUGGUAGAACUGGAACGAUUAAUACAAAUGUUCGAUGGCCAAAGAUUAAUGGAAGAGUCACUGUUCCUUAUGUGAUUGAUUCGGUUUAUUCAUCAUCCGAAAAGAACCUAAUCUAUAACGCAAUGAACGAAAUAUCAUCAAAAACUUGCGUAUCAUUCGUUCCACGAUCAUCUCAAAAUGACUACAUCCGUUUCUUCAGUGGUGAUGGAUGUUGGUCAUAUAUUGGAAGAAUUGGAGGCAAACAAGAUCUUUCAUUGAAGAGAAGUGGUUGUAUGGUUCAUGGAAUAGCAAUGCAUGAGAUUAUCCAUGCCUUAGGUUAUGGACAUAUGCAUCAACAUUAUCAACGCGACUCAAAAGUUAGAAUUAAUUAUGGAAAUAUUCAAAGUGGAUUAGAAGUCUGGUUUCAAACUCUUGAUCCAGCUUCAUGGAAUAAUUAUGGAACAAGCUAUGACGUCUCAUCUGUCAUGCAUUACGGACCAUAUUCAUUCUCUAGAAAUGGCCAAAUGACUAUUCAAGCUUACAGCUCAGCUGAUCAAAGAGUCAUGGGACAACGCUCAUACUUAUCAAGUGGUGAUGUUGCUAGAAUUAAGAACAUGUAUGCAUGCUAAAGCUUAAUAGUUCCAAAAAAUGCUGUCGCACGAUUAAAUUUUUUAAAACCUGAUAUUUACAAUUAUAAAUUCACACACCCACAUGUUUGACUGAUAAAAUCCACAAACAAUUCAGUUUGCACAAAAAUCACAGCACAGUUUGAUGUACAAAUAUUUAGAUUACUCAUUUCAGCUACUACAAAUAGGUUAUAAAAUUAACAAUAGCAUUUUUUUGUUAUUCACAGUGAAUUUAAAUAAUGAAAAAUAAAUGUUUGUAAU